Messenger RNA from Lasiosphaeria miniovina, 747 nucleotides. RefSeq names its product carbohydrate-binding module family 52 protein. The record is from RefSeq and is a predicted model, not a curated record. The transcript has 2 exons. Bases 1 to 747 code for a protein of 248 amino acids. Lineage: Eukaryota; Fungi; Ascomycota; Sordariomycetes; Sordariales; Lasiosphaeriaceae. Gene Ontology annotation, molecular function: carbohydrate binding.
AUGGCUCUGCGGUGGUCUUUCGUGUCCGUUGCUCUGCUAGGCAUCAGUGCCACGGUUAUGGGCUCCCUCCAAACCUGCGGCCAGGCACAGUAUGACCCGGCGCAGUACGUUUGUUGGUACAACCAGUUUCUCUGCCCUGUGACGGCAGGCGAGCCCCUCUCGUACUGCUCCGGGGCUUGCUACAGCAAAUUCAUGUACACUUGCACCAACAAUGUUUUGACCCUCCUCCCCGCCGUGGAUUCACCCUUUACCUUGACCGUGUCGAACCCCAACCUGAGCAUUAACGGGAAGGCUGUUACGGCCAGCGGGCAGCACUGGUACCUUGGCGGCCAGACCAGCAGCUACUGUCCGUCGCAGGUCGGCUUGGCCUGUCCCCCGGGAAACAUCACGGCGAUUGUUGCGAGCGGCGGCAGCGCAGCAAUGGAUGUCAUGGUGCCGGGCGGCCAGCUGGUCUACCUCGACGCCUUCUGGAACGUAGGUUACACGCAGGCCCACUCGGCAUACAUCCCACCAGGCAGCACCACGACAGGGUUUGCGGCCUAUGCCGCCGGCGGGUUCAUCAACCUAAACGGCAACGGCUGGGGCUGGGUCGCGUGUCCCCCAACCGCAUCCGGGGGCGGCGGCGGCGUGUGGAACCUCGUGGCUAAGAACUCGACAAACACGGCCUCGCUGAACAACUGCACCCCCGUCAACCUCAAGGUCAACCCCCUGCCACAAGGUACCUACGGCGCCUGGCAGUAUACCUAG